Trachymyrmex septentrionalis is the source of this 1308-nucleotide messenger RNA. Its product is annotated as odorant receptor 4-like. The record is from RefSeq and is a predicted model, not a curated record. Bases 53 to 1273 code for a protein of 406 amino acids. Gene Ontology annotation, cellular component: plasma membrane. Lineage: Eukaryota; Metazoa; Arthropoda; Insecta; Hymenoptera; Formicidae. The transcript has 5 exons. Gene Ontology annotation, biological process: sensory perception of smell; detection of chemical stimulus involved in sensory perception of smell. Gene Ontology annotation, molecular function: olfactory receptor activity; odorant binding.
UGCACGCGUGUUCAAGUCGAUUCAGUAGCUUCCGCGCGUUUCGCAAGUAAUCAUGGAUGUCAGUCAACCUGUCACGACAUAUCGGGAUGCGAGCGAUUACAGUAUCCAGUUGAAUCGUUGGUUUUUAAUACCGGUAGGCGCUUGGCCAAAUUCAGCCUCGACAACAAUAAUAGAAAAGGUGGUUGCAACAAUAUUAAUAAUCAUCUGCUACGCUCUGAUAGCCUACACGGUCAUACCUUGCAUCCUGAAUAUUCUGCUCGAAGAGACCGAUGUGCAGAAAAAGUUACUAGCUGUUGGUCCGUUAAAUCACUGGUGCAUAAGCGGCAUAAAUUAUUUCUCCUUACUGUUUCGCAGUCGCGAUAUACAUCGUUGCGUGGAACAUAUAAGGACUGAUUGGCGAACGAUGACGGAGAUCGCGGAUCGACAAGUGAUGCUGAAGUAUGCCAAAGUCGGCCGUUUCGUCGCCGGGCUAUGCGCAAUUUUCAUGCAUGGCGGCGUAUUCUCGCAUACCGUAUUGCAAGGUGCCACCCCGAAGUUCGAAUGUAUCGGAAACGUGAGCGUGAAGGUGCGUGUGUUAUUGUGUCCCUCAUACAGCAAAUUCGUAGAUACCACGCAGAGUCCAGCGGGCGAGAUCGCAUUAGCGCUGCAAAUUAUUUCAAGUAUCGUCGUCAAUUCCAUUACGGUCGGCGCCUGCAGUCUCGCGGCGGUGUUUGCGAUGCACGCGUGCGGCCAGUUGAAUGUACUAAUGAGAUGGCUGAACAAGUUGAACGAUCGAAAGCAGCAAGAGACGGUACAGCAACAAAUGGCGAUCAUUGUGGAGCACCAUCUGAGAGUAUUAAGCUUCGUGGCACGGAUGGAAGCACUUUUGAAUCAGAUUUGUUUUGUGGAAUUGCUAGGCUGUACAUUUAACUUAUGUAUGGCGGGAUAUUACGUCAUUACGAAAUGGAGUAUAUUAGAAACAAAAAUGUCAAUGGAUAUUUUAAUAACUUGUAUUAUAUAUCUAUCCAUGACUUUCAAUAUCUUCAUAUUCUGUUAUAUUGGUGAAACAGUCACAGAACAGUGUAAACAAGUAGGCGAAACAGCUUACAUGACUAAUUGGUAUCAUUUGCCACAUAAAACGGCUCGUGAUCUGAUCUUAAUUAUCUCCCGAUCAAGUAAUGUGAUCAAAUUAACUGCAGGGAAACUAAUUCAUCUUUCUAUCGAAACCUUUGGUAAUGUGAUGAGAACCUCCAUGAUAUAUCUAAACAUGCUUCGGACCGUGACAGCUUCUUAGACAAUAAUAGGUACACUUUGUACAAAGUUAUCAUU